Molecule: messenger RNA, 884 nt
Organism: Helicoverpa zea (corn earworm)
Lineage: Eukaryota; Metazoa; Arthropoda; Insecta; Lepidoptera; Noctuidae
Exons: 5
Coding region: 211-537 (108 amino acids)
Source: RefSeq, a predicted model, not a curated record
ACACGACGGCGCGCGUGUGAACAGCUUGAAUGUCCGCCUGCCCGCGACGGGCUGCACGCCGCGCAGCCCGCCAGGCAGCCCGCCGGGUUGCGCGGCGCGCGUGUGAACGUAGCAUAAGAUUGGCCGAUUGCGAUAAAAACCAUAGAAAGAAGAAUAAUAACCAUAACCUCAAAGUCGAAGUUUUAGUUCAAAUGUCAUUUAGUUGUUCAAAUGUCAUUGUCAUUUACUUUGUUUGGAUUACACACAUCAUGCCGAAAAUCCCGAAUCUCCGUGCAUUUGGUAAACAUUGUCACAAUUGUGGAAAGUGGAUGGAGCGAAGGGCUCUUCGUAAAGAUGGUGUGUAGUAUUUUAGUAGUGACAUGCAAUUUUUGUAAUGGCAAAAUAUUUGCACGAGAUGGCAAACAAAAGCAAAUGUGCAGUCGAUGUGUGGAAUGCGACAACAUUAUACUCGAUAAUUUCAAUUAUUGCGAGUGCUGUAGCUGUAAAAUGAAAAAUAAUACUUAUUACCAGAUAGAGAUGUCGAUAACGAAGAGUUGAAUGUUAGAACUUAUGAAAAUAUUAUUUACAACUCAUUUCGAGAAGCUGCUCAAGCAAGAGGGCUCCUUUUUGACGAUCAAGAAUGGGAAAGAUGUUUGAAUGAAGCAAUUGAUUUUAAACUUCCUCGGCAAUUAUUUCGAGUUCGAAGAUUCGAUGAUGUAAAAAUUCAAAUUAUCAAUACCACUGAACAAGGCUUCAAAGGUGAUAAAUAUUUAUCGAAAAAUGUUAUAUAUAGAGAAAUUUUGUGAUAAUCAACCUCUGAUGUAUAAUAGAGAAUAUUUUUUUAUAAGUACCUUUGCCAAAUUCUCGGAUAAGUACUCAUUGUAAAAUUACAAUUUACAUACCUA